This is a messenger RNA of Aphanomyces astaci, 303 nucleotides long. RefSeq lists its product as hypothetical. The transcript has a single exon. The annotation marks the transcript as partial. The record is from RefSeq and is a predicted model, not a curated record. NCBI's taxonomy places the organism in Eukaryota, Oomycota, Saprolegniomycetes, Saprolegniales, Verrucalvaceae.
AUGAUAUUGGGGUCGCUCGUGAUGCUACCCCAAGAAGUGAAUCGCCUCGUCGCGCUGCUGGCGAUGCAGUCGCCGUUUCGGAAGACCUAUAUUCCCGACCCGAACCUCCCGCACGUGCUUCUAUUGGGCCACGUGGCCAGCGCCAGCGUUCUGCUUGAUUUUUUCACAGAGUUCUACCAUCCCGAUCGCAUCGUGUGUGGCCCCAACGGCGCCGCUUCGAUCAACAACAUUCCGUGCAUUAUCAUGGCACCAGUCGAGCCAAGCGAAGAAGUGCGGGCACUGCUUGUAAACCCGUUGUUUCAA